Messenger RNA from Culicoides brevitarsis, 634 nucleotides. It is a transcript of the gene Atg8a, whose product is annotated as gamma-aminobutyric acid receptor-associated protein. Lineage: Eukaryota; Metazoa; Arthropoda; Insecta; Diptera; Ceratopogonidae. Gene Ontology annotation, molecular function: GABA receptor binding; ubiquitin protein ligase binding. Gene Ontology annotation, biological process: cellular response to nitrogen starvation; macroautophagy; autophagosome assembly. The coding region runs from base 92 to 448 and encodes 118 amino acids. The transcript is spliced from 3 exons. The record is from RefSeq and is a predicted model, not a curated record. Gene Ontology annotation, cellular component: autophagosome; autophagosome membrane; cytosol.
UCUGCAGUGACAAAUUUGGCUCAUACAAAGAUAAUACGCAAAAACUACAAAAAGUGACGAACUUGUUAUUCAUUGAAAAUAACUGGUAAAAAUGAAGUUCCAAUACAAGGAAGAGCAUCCAUUUGAAAAACGUCGUGCCGAGGGUGAUAAAAUUCGUAGAAAGUAUCCAGAUCGUGUGCCAGUAAUUGUUGAAAAAGCACCAAAGGCUCGUAUAGGCGAUUUAGACAAGAAAAAGUAUUUAGUUCCUUCAGAGUUGACAGUUGGACAGUUCUAUUUUCUGAUCCGUAAACGUAUUCAUUUGAGACCUGAGGACGCACUAUUUUUCUUUGUGAACAACGUAAUUCCUCCAACAUCAGCUACAAUGGGAUCUCUAUACCAAGAACACCACGAAGAGGACUAUUUCUUAUAUAUUGCAUAUUCUGACGAAAAUGUUUACGGAAAGAAGUAAAUUCAGAUUUGAAGAGGAAUUCUAUAGAUUUGCCGUUGGAUUGGGGACACACUUGCAUAUUAAUAAUGACUAUAAUUACAUAUUUUCCAAAAUUAUCCAUGUGAAACCAUUCGAUAAAAUGUCAUUAGAUUAUCACUAUUAGGUAUUUGGCGAAAAUGUAUCAAUAUAAAUAGAGUUUAAUUACUA